Molecule: messenger RNA, 2991 nt
Organism: Syngnathoides biaculeatus (alligator pipefish)
Lineage: Eukaryota; Metazoa; Chordata; Actinopteri; Syngnathiformes; Syngnathidae
Product: G2/M phase-specific E3 ubiquitin-protein ligase-like
Exons: 6
Coding region: 1-939 (312 amino acids)
Molecular function (GO): ubiquitin-protein transferase activity
Source: RefSeq, a predicted model, not a curated record
AUGGACCUGUUGGCUGUGCUCCCCCUCCAGUUUGGGAUGAAAUACAAGCCCGACUACGGCCCGGCCCGUGGUGCAGCUGUUAUCAAAGUCUUUGAAGGUCAGCCUGAUCACCUGAUUCCCUCAAUAGCAGACAGCCUGUUGGACGACGACUUGUUCGCCAUAGCAGGCCGCAUGAUUGGCCAUUCCUUUUUGCAUCAUGGGCCAAGUUUUCCAGGACUGAGCCCAGCUAUUAUUCACACGCUCCUUGGGGGCUCUUUGGAGACGACGCCGAUAACAGUGCAGGACUGCCCAGAUCUCGACAUUCGUGACAUUGUGGCAAUGCUCAGUGGAAAUGCUGAAAUAGACAACAAUGACAAGAUCAAACAGCUUAGCGUGCUGUGGAAUCUCCCCACACCGAGUCCUGCCAACAGGAAGUGGCUGUCUGAAAAGCUUCUUUUGCAUGUGGUGAUAAAGCGAACGAGGCGUCAAGUCAGUCAGUUCCGAAGAGGCCUCCAAGACACGGGACUGUGGCCUAUUCUUAUUCACCGAAAAGAGAUCAUCCCAAUUCUAUUUCCCAGGGAAGCAGAGACACAAGUCUCACCUCAGAUGCUUUUGGAUUGCAUCAGGUGGCCUUUGUCAACAACCGCCAUCUUUGAAUGCUACAAGGUGGUGGACUUCGAUGAGCGUGAUGCUGAGGAUGCAUCCAGAGUGUCUGGCUAUUUGAGAACCUUCAUUGAAAACGCCUCUUCUGCUGAGUUAAAGACUCUCAUUUGGUUCUGGAUCGGAUGGGAGGUGCCAGCUGCAGAAAUGACGGUGGAAAUAGUCGAGGGCGUGCUUCCCACAGCUGUAACGUGUUUUGAGAAACUGAGGCUGCCAAGGCACUACACUGAGUACAACACGUUCCAAGUGGAUCUGCGUGCAUGUAUAGCCACCAGCUGGAGCGGAUUUGGCUGCGCAUGAAUUACUGUAUUCAGCAAAACUUGCCAAACAGGAGCUGUUUCAUUUUAGGAAACAUAUGCAAAAAGGUUUUGACAAAAUUUCAAGGAUAAUUUGUGUUCAACUUUACGGUGCAGGCUGUGGAACCUGGAACAGCUGAAUUAGGUAGGCGCUGAAUGAUCCCCAUGUAAACUACCACUAUUAUCAUGCCAAAACUUCCAAUUGACAUUUUUCAAAUUUAGUGUAACAAAUAUGAAAAUACAACAUACUAAUAUAUUGUCUGGGGAUUCCGUGCAACCAAUGUUUGUGUAUUUGUUGUACAUUUACUUAAACAAAUUAUCAAUCUAUUCCUUAUUUGUCCUUUGCUUGCUCUCUCAUUUGGUGGGAGGAUUAAUUUGAUAUGUGUAAAUCUAGACCAUCAGGGUGAUUAUGGCGACAACAUAUAUCCAAAAUAAUGAUGAAAAAAAAUACUUGCAACCAGUGAAUCUCAAACAAUGGUCUCCACAAUCAAAGGCCAAACUCCUACCAAAAAUCUGAAAAAAAAAAUCAUAUUCCUAAAAAGAGUUACACGCUGAAUUUUAACAUCUUUUUAUAUUGUGGCCAACCCCACAAAACCGAGAACAAAUCCACAAGUGCUCACUUGCUUAUUUGCUUUAUCUUUAGCAAUGCAUGUUGAAAGCUGAAUGAUGCUCCCAAACAUUUUUAACGUUAAUGUUAUGUUCCCUCCUAUAUUUAAAAUACAGAAUUAGCUUUUUGUGCACUGUAUUGUCUGUGCUUUCAUCCUCGAUCAGGCAGUGUCAUAGUGGAAUUUUAAAAUUAGACACCAUCUCAUCCUGUACUUUCUACUUUGGCUUCAGACCAGACCGUUUUUACAAAAAAAAAAGAAAAUCUCGUCCACUUUCACCACUUUUUUUUCUAUUAUUCACAUACCCCGACAUUCAUUAAAGCAACAGCACUUUUUUUUUUUAUUUUACCAUUAUUAUCGAGACUAAACACAAGCAGCGUGUCUAACUCUCUUUGCUCUACGUUGCCCAGACUGUGUGGGUGGACGGUGUUUGUAAUUAUGAGUGGACCCCCUUUGAGGUCCGAAGGUCGAAGUCAGGUAAACUAGCAGGAGAUCGUGUGCUUCCGUGUUAAAAAAAAAAAAAAAAAGUCAGGCUGUGGUUCACUCCGCUGGAUUGGUUUUCAUGUGUGCUGAGAAUGUUGAUGUAUAUCUACUCAUAACAAAUUUUACAUGUGUGAUUUUUCAUGCUUGACUGUGCAGAUUUGCGAGUGCGAUGGUAUGCGGGUGUGAUUCCGCCCGUCAAAUCACAGUGACUGCAACACACUUCUUUUCCUUUCGGCUUGUUAGACCGUUAGGGGUCGCCACAGUGUGUCAUCUUAGAUCAGGAGGCGGGAACCUUUCCACUGGGAGAGCCAUAAAUGCCAAAUAUUUUAAAGCAUAAUUUCAAAAGUGCCAUGCAAUAUUUUAAAAAGCGAAGUACGGGUGUAUUUGCGCAUUUAUGUAGAACCAACACUUUUAGAGUACAAUAAAGUCUCUGAAUUCUUUUAAAUAACAACGUUAUGAUGUUGCUAACCAAUGAUGACAAAAGUACUUCUUACCAUUAAUGCGACAGCAAGUGCUGCACUUUGGAGUUCAUAUAUCUUCAGAUUAAGCUUCAUGCAGGCGUAGAGAUUUCCUACCGUUCAUUGUGAACGUAAUUAAAUUUGAUUUUCUAUCAUGCUGGUAGGAUGGUGAACAGUUCUUGGCGACAAAGGCAUGUCUUUUAUUCGUUUGAUUAUCUUGUCUUUAUGCGGAGUUGGCAAAAUGUUUAUUGGCAACGUCGACUACGAAUGCUUUGGCAUAUUUCCCAUCUGUUAAUUUAAAGGGGAACUCCACUGGUUUGCAUUAACAAUGUAUCCAAUAGGUAAAUGAUUUCCAACCUUUAUAGAGCCAAGGCACAUAUUUUCCAAUUGAAAAAUCCCACGGCUCACCAACAAAACUACAUGUCACCAAAAAUGGAUAGAUUAAUUACUGUAUGUACUUCCUGCCAUCUAAUACAAGAGGAUUUUUUUGUUCUGUCUGUCAUUGUGACU